AUGGAGUCUUCUACCUAUUAUCUCGCAGCUAGUGUGUUUGGCUUGCUAGCGUCCUUCCUUAUGUUGCGGAAGCAACGUCUUCCCGCGCCUCUCCCGCCAGGUCCCAAAGGCUGGCCCAUCCUUGGAAAUAUCGACGUUCUUCCUUCAGAUCAGGUUUGGCUUAAAUACUCGGAGUUGGGGCGCCAAUACGGUGGCAUUGUGUACCUCGAAGUCAUGGGCAGCCCGAUAAUCAUUCUCAACGACGCCAAACAUGCGUUCGAUAUGUUGGCUACGAAGAGCCGUAACUAUAGUGAUCGCCCAAAAUUCAUGAUGACAGGACAUUUUUCCAAGAUCGAAGCCUUCCAUAAUGUGUUACACGACGAAACCAGAAUUUACAUCGCUAGUAUCCUCAAGGAGCCCCAGACGUGGACUCAACAUACUGGAAGAUUCGCCGGGGGCAUUGUCCUCAAGCUCACCUAUGGUUAUUCCGCCGAGCCUCAGAACGAUCCGCUGGUAAAGCUCGUUGACGAGGCUAUGGGACACUUUUCCGAAACCGUGGGUGCCAAUGCGUAUAUGGUUGAUAUAUUUCCCAUUCUGCGCUUCGUACCUCGAUGGUUCCCCGGGACUUCGUGGAAGCGCAAAGCAGCGGAAUACAGGGCGAUCCUCAAACAGACGGUGAAUGUGCCCUACGAGUUCGUAAAGCAAAGGAUGAUUGGGACCGGCAUUGAAUGUUUCUUCCUUGGCAUGACACGGCACACCGACGAACAGAUUAAAGCACAGAUCGAGCUUGACAAUGUCCUUGGUUUUGGCAAUUUGCCUACCCUCGCUGAUCGCCAUCGCCUACCCUACGUCGAAGCGCUGCUCACAGAGGUUAUGAGGAUGUAUACACUCGGCCCAACAGGAAUCCCUCAUGCUGUCACCGAAGAUGACAUCCACGACGGCUAUUUUAUACCCAAGGGCACUAAGAUUAUCACUAAUAACUGGCAAUUCUUCCGUGAUCCCAAGACCUACCAGAAUCCAGAACGUUUCGAUCCCCGCCGCUUCCUAGGGGAAGGCCGUGCUAAAGAGACAGAUCCACGUGUCUAUGUUUUCGGGUACGGGCGAAGUUCACUUGAUUCACUUGAUUUGGUCCCGAAAGGCAUGCACCCAGGCGAUGCGGCAAUGUGGCUCGCUUGUGCAUCCGUACUGGCAUCCUUUGACAUACGGUCCCCAGAAGACGGUAAACGUAUCCUCCCUAAUCCUCGCUUCGUGGACGGGUCCAUUACAGCAUUUUGA
Messenger RNA from Pleurotus ostreatus (oyster mushroom), 1254 nucleotides. RefSeq lists its product as uncharacterized. Bases 1 to 1254 code for a protein of 417 amino acids. Gene Ontology annotation, molecular function: iron ion binding; heme binding; monooxygenase activity. Lineage: Eukaryota; Fungi; Basidiomycota; Agaricomycetes; Agaricales; Pleurotaceae. The transcript is spliced from 10 exons. The record is from RefSeq and is a predicted model, not a curated record.